Messenger RNA from Cutaneotrichosporon cavernicola, 1149 nucleotides. RefSeq lists its product as uncharacterized. The coding region runs from base 1 to 1149 and encodes 382 amino acids. NCBI's taxonomy places the organism in Eukaryota, Fungi, Basidiomycota, Tremellomycetes, Trichosporonales, Trichosporonaceae. The transcript has 2 exons. The record is from RefSeq and is a predicted model, not a curated record.
AUGGGCAUCCUCCCUACCCGCGGGCCACUCUUCCUGGGCCUCAACGCCCUGCGCGCACUGAGCAUCAUUGCGCUGGUCCUAGUAUUUGCAGCAACUGUCGUGACGAUUGUCGACGACAUCAAGGCCGUCAAGGCCGCCAAGGCUCCUUCGCCUUCCCCAAGCCCCCUGGACAAGCGCCGCGUCCUCAUCGUCCCCGUCUACCAGCAGGCCACGGCGGGUUCAGUUUCAGUCACGACGACGACGACGACGACCACUACGACCACGACCACCGCCAUUACCACCCCGACUAACUCGCCCAAACUCAAGAUGGCGUCGCGCGAGGUCGUCUCUGCGUGGUAUGAUGGGGUUGUAAAGAUGCCGAGCGUGGACGCGUUAUCCGACGCCAAGAUGUUCGCUGAGGUCUCCCCUGCCUCCUCUGCCUCCCCCUCCCCCUCCCCCUCCCCCACCACCUCCACCACGCCCCCCCACCCCACUUGCGACUACUACACGUCCUCCUCCGUCCCCUCCCAAGCCGGAGGCACAUUCUGGUCCGUCCUCUCUCGGAUCUUCAUUCUUUUCGAAACCACCAUCCUCAUUCUCUCCGAGACGACGCUCCCCCGCAUCCUGUUCACCGCCUACAUCCCGAUGUUAGGCCCCGACUAUGGCCUUGGUCUCCUGGGCGUUCUCCAGGCCCUGAUCGCCUCCUCCGUCCUCUCCCACCACUGUCGUCUCUUCCCCCAAGUCUCCGCGUGGCUCCUCUUCAUCGUCGCCAUCUCCAAUAUCCUUGUAGGCAUAUUCAUGCGGGAAAAAGCCAAGAUUACACGCGGUUUGAGCUGGGAAAACGUGGCACAAGUCACGCCGCAGACAAAGGCAAUCGCAACAGCUUGGCAGGUGGGCAGUGGCGUACAUGAUGCGGUGAAAGAGUGGAAGGCGGGGAGUGGCGUACAUGAUGCGGUGAAAGAGUGGAAGGCGCGGAGUGCGACCGAGGCGUCGGGCCCAAGCUUUUAUUCACAGAACACUCCCGCACCAACCGUCGCACCGACCGUGAUGGCACAGCCUAAUCGGUUUUCGUGGGAGAGCGUCCGGUCGACACGAUGGGGAGCGUGGAAGGCGCGUGAGGGGCCGACGAUUUCUCGGCCGCUCGAGCUGGAUGGCCGGCGGCUGGUCUAG